Messenger RNA from Ziziphus jujuba (common jujube), 1218 nucleotides. RefSeq names its product FH protein interacting protein FIP2. The record is from RefSeq and is a predicted model, not a curated record. NCBI's taxonomy places the organism in Eukaryota, Viridiplantae, Streptophyta, Magnoliopsida, Rosales, Rhamnaceae. Gene Ontology annotation, biological process: protein homooligomerization. Bases 156 to 1067 code for a protein of 303 amino acids. Gene Ontology annotation, molecular function: protein binding. The transcript is spliced from 11 exons.
CAAAACAGAACAAUGUAGCGUAGCGUGUAGUAUAAAAAUGACCAAACGGCGAAAGUCAGAGCUUCGCACUUCUUCUGCUUUGCAAAGCGGUUAAAACCCCAAUUUCUCUCUCUCUCUCUGUUUCUCUCAGAUCACAGAGUCACAGUCUCAUUCUAAUGGCCAAAGAGUCUGAUUCCUUCUCUCUGGUUCGUCUCAACAUCGGAGGGAAGAAAUUUUGCACUACCCGUGAUACUUUGACUCAACGUGAGCCUGAUUCAAUGCUUGCUGCAAUGUUCAGUGGUCGGCAUACAGUUUGCCAGGAUCCUGAAAAGGGAUUUGUUUUUGUUGAUAGGGAUGGUAAACAUUUUCGACACAUCCUUAACUGGUUAAGGGAUGGUGUUGUUCCCACGUUGAAAAACUCUGAAUAUGCAGAGCUUUUGCAAGAGGCUGAAUACUAUCAGCUGCUUGGACUUAUAGAUGGAAUAUCUGAUGUCAUGAAUCAGAGGAAUAAAAAUGAAGAGUUAGAUACAGAAUUAACACGUAUAGAUAUCAUCAAGUGUAUACAGUCUGAGAGAGUCAGAUUUCGAGGUGUUAAUCUUUCUGGCCUUGAUCUUUCAAAACUGGAUCUGUCAUUUGCCGAUUUCAGCUAUGCAUGCAUUAAAAAUGUGUUCUUCUCACGUGCAAACCUACUGUGUGCGAAGUUCAGGGAUGUGGAUGCCGAGGGUGCAAUCUUUCACAAUGCAACUUUGAGAGAAUGUGAAUUUACUGGGGCAAAUCUACGUGGAGCCUUAUUAGCUGGGGCUAGCCUACAGAGUGCAAAUCUACAAGAUGCAUGUUUAAUAGACUGCAGCUUCUGCCAGGCAGACCUCCGCUCUGCACACUUACAGGAUGCUGAUCUUACAAAUGCAAAUUUAGAGGGAGCUAUUUUGGUAGGGGCCAACUUGAAGGGUGCCAAGUUGAGUAAUGCCAAUUUGAGGGGUGCAAAUCUUCAACGAGCUUACUUACGAAAAGUAAAUUUAAGAGAUACUCAUCUGGAAGGUGCAAAGCUUGAUGGUGCUAAUUUGCUUGGAGCAAUCAGACGACACUGAAUAAUCCACUGUAAAUUUCAUCUUGUGUAUAACCUAUAUCAGACUUUCAUUAUGAGAUCAAAUAUGUGCAAUUUGUUGAUUAUUUCUGCGGUUUGCCUUGUAAAUAACCGUUGGACCCAUAUUUAAUUAAUUUACAAAUAUUGUUUUGUAA